Messenger RNA from Vicia faba (fava bean), 393 nucleotides. The record is from the annotation of a GenBank genome assembly. Lineage: Eukaryota; Viridiplantae; Streptophyta; Magnoliopsida; Fabales; Fabaceae.
AUGUCCGACGAAGAGCACCAAUUCGACGCCGCCGCCGACGCCGGAGCCUCCAAAACCUAUCCUCAACAGGCCGGUACCAUUCACAAGAACGGGUACAUCGUCAUCAAGGCCAGGCCAUGCAAGCUUGAAGAUGUUGUUCCUUCAUCUCACAAUUGUGAUGUUCCUCAUGUGAACCGUACUGACCAUCAGCUGAUUGAUAUUUCUGAAGAUGGUUUUGUGAGUCUGUUGACUGAUAAUGGAAGUACUAAGGAUGAUUUGAAACUUCUCACUGAUGAUGCACUCCUUACUCAGAUUAAAGAUGGAUUUGCUGAAGGAAAAGAUUUUAUUGUUUCUGUCAUGUCUGCAAUGGGAGAAGAGCAGAUAUGUUCUUUGAAGGACAUAAGCAAAGUCUAG